Molecule: messenger RNA, 1123 nt
Organism: Aspergillus piperis CBS 112811
Lineage: Eukaryota; Fungi; Ascomycota; Eurotiomycetes; Eurotiales; Aspergillaceae
Product: NAD(P)-dependent oxidoreductase
Exons: 5
Coding region: 83-1027 (314 amino acids)
Molecular function (GO): NADP binding; NAD binding; oxidoreductase activity, acting on the CH-OH group of donors, NAD or NADP as acceptor
Source: RefSeq, a predicted model, not a curated record
CGCAUAUAUAGUCCCCAGAACACCCGCUCAAUCCCGUCUGGCAUCUUAGACAACACUCGAUUACUCCAGUUCAACAUACAUCAUGACGCAAAUCGGUUGGUUUGGCCUCGGCUCCAUGGGCCUCGCCAUGGCCAGCAAUCUUCAAAGGCAUCUAGCCCGCAAGACAGGCCCGGGUCUCAUUUACUCCAACCGAACCAUUUCCCGAGGUGACCCCCUCAAGAAAUUGGGCGGUACACCCGCAGACAACUUCUCGAAGCUUGUCUCGCAAUGUGGGAUUAUCUUCACCAUGGUCUCCAAUGACUCUGUUCUGCAAGAAUUGGUCACCACAGCUAUCAACUCCGGCCACUCCCUCAAAGACAAGAUCUUUGUUGACUGCUCAACCGUUCUUCCCGAGACUGUGGGCACAGCAGUCUCGAAGCUGAAGGAGAAGGACGCGAAAUUCCUAUCUGCUCCUGUUUUCGGGGGCAACCCCAUCGCUGUGGAUGGGAAGCUGGUAUUCGCCAUCGGAGGGCCCAAACAGGCGGCAGAGGUGGUGAAGCCGUUCAUCCAAGACGUGAUGGGGAGAAAGGUGAUUGAUUGCGGAGAGGAUGCUAUGAAGUCUUCGCUUUUGAAGAUCGCAGGAAACAUCAUCACGGUGAAUUUGAUGGAGGCAGUUGGCGAAGCACAGGUCUUUGCUGAAAAGACGGGCUUGGGUACAGGGCCCAUGGAGGAUCUUAUCGGAGAGGCUUUUGGAGGUGUGGCUGGGGGGUAUUCUAAACGGUUGACGACUGGUGCCUAUGCACCGCCAUUGGACUCUCGCCCCGGCUUCGGGGUGUCUCUGGCCAUCAAGGAUGCAAAGCACGCGUUUUCCAUGGCGAAGGAGCAUAACGUGGAAUUGCCGGGUUUGCAGGUUUCUCUUGAUAACAUGGAGGCUGCCAGAGAGUAUGCGGGCGAAUGCUUGGACAGCAGCUCCAUGUACGGCUAUCUGCGGCAGAAGGCGGGCCUGGAAUUUUGGAACGAAAAGAGUCGACAGGGAAACUCUCAAUAGAUUAGACUAGAUAUAUGUGGCUACUCAUGUUGAUCUCUGUCUGAUUGGGCGAAACCAGUAGUUACAUUGUCCUAUAUAGUAAUUGAUAUAACCGAA